Molecule: messenger RNA, 1790 nt
Organism: Mesitornis unicolor (brown roatelo)
Lineage: Eukaryota; Metazoa; Chordata; Aves; Mesitornithiformes; Mesitornithidae
Gene: GATAD2A
Product: GATA zinc finger domain containing 2A
Exons: 9
Coding region: 22-1494 (490 amino acids)
Biological process (GO): negative regulation of transcription by RNA polymerase II
Cellular component (GO): NuRD complex
Molecular function (GO): sequence-specific DNA binding
Source: RefSeq, a predicted model, not a curated record
AUAAGUUAACGUAAAAAUGAAAUGAAGCGAGAAAAGAGAGUCCCCUCACCGGAUGUUAUAGUGUUAUCUGACAAUGAACCUUCUAGCCCAAGAAUGAAUGGGUUAACAAAAAUAGCAUUGAAAGAGACCAACACAGAGGCACUCAUGGUGAGUCUUAAAAGCAGCCCCGAGGAGCGCGAGAGAAUGAUUAAACAGCUGAAAGAAGAGUUACGGUUAGAAGAAGCAAAGCUUGUUUUGUUGAAGAAGUUACGGCAAAGUCAGAUCCAGAAGGAGACCACUGCUCAGAAGACCUCUUCUACGCGUAUACCGGGCACUGUAAUUCCUCCUCCCUUGGUCCGUGGAGGGCAGCAGACUUCUUCGAAAUUAGGAACACAGCAGAACACGCAGAUUGUGAUGCCGCCUCUCGUCAGAGGAGCACAGCCCCUCUCUGUGUCUUCCCAGCAAAUCCACAACAUCCGGCAGCACUCCAGCACGGGGCCGCCUCCGCUGCUGCUGGCGCCCAGGGCAUCGGUCCCCAACGUGCAAAUCCAGGGGCAGCGAAUCAUCCAGCAGGGGCUGAUCCGCGUCGCCAACGUCCCCAACACCAGCCUGCUCGUCAACAUCCCGCAGGCUUCACCGACCUCGCUCAAAGGUACAGCGGUGACAUCCGCUCAGGCUAACGUCACCACCACCAGCGCCGCCUCCAUCGUCAACUCCAGCGACUCUCCGGCCAGCCGGCAAGCUGCUGCCAAGCUGGCCCUGCGGAAGCAGCUGGAGAAGACGCUGCUGGAGAUACCUCCUCCCAAGCCGCCCGCACCCGAGAUGAACUUCCUGCCCAGUGCAGCCAACAACGAGUUCAUUUACUUGGUCGGGUUGGAAGAAGUUGUGCAGAAUUUGCUGGAAACUCAAGGUAAAGUUUCGGUUGCGGUAUCGUCUCGCGAGCCCUACAUGUGCGCCCAGUGUAAGACCGACUUCACCUGCCGCUGGAGGGAGGAGAAGAAUGGCACCAUCAUGUGCGAAACCUGCAUGACUUCAAAUCAGAAGAAGGCCCUGAAGGCCGAGCACACGAACCGGCUGAAGGCCGCCUUUGUCAAGGCGCUGCAGCAGGAGCAGGAGAUCGAGCAGAGGAUACUGCAGCAGACGGCAUCUCCCGUACAGACCAAGUCAGACCCCAUCGUGCAGCACCACUCGCUCAAGCAGCCCUCCAGCCAGAUGUCUCGAGGCGCCGGAGCUCCGCGGGGCGUCUUGCAUGCGUUUAGCCAGUCCCCCAAGUUGCAGAACGCGUCGUCUGCAGCAGCACUGGGGAGCAGGCCAGGUAAGCAUGCAGAGAGACCUGCCGGCAAGGGCAGCGCUGCCGCCUGGAAGAAGACUUCCAUCAAUACAGGUGGGGCUCUACCCUUCGUCAGCCCCAGUUUAGCUGUGCACAAGUCGUCUUCAGCAGUGGACCGCCAGCGUGAAUAUCUCCUGGAUAUGAUCCCCCCCCGGUCCAUCCCACAGUCCGCCACGUGGAAAUAGUGCAGAGGAAUCCCCCAGAGGAAGACUUUCCUGUUUCUGCCAUCCUUUUUACACCACACAACAGUGGAAUCCGCUUCAAUCCCGGCUGGAUACGCCCCAGGCUUUCUAGGAUGCAAGAAGACCGCUCCUCACCCCAUCGAGCACUGCUGUCCCUGCUGUGAGAAACGCUGCCGUGUGGGUGGGAAAGACUUCAGCUCCUUUGGUUCUCAGAUGUUGGUGAUCGACUGACGAUGAAGGGGAAGGAUUCUUCUUUCUUUUGGGCUUUUAAUGUAUUUAGUUUGGAUUUUUUUGGCACC